AUGGAGUACAUAAAGAAGAAUCUUACUAAUAGGCGGGCGAUAUUGUUCCGCGGAAUUCCAGCUGAAACAGCACAGGACUUCUUGGGCUUAACCCAAGGAAUGCGAGGCAAGCCUCUGAGCUACGAGGGUGGUGCUGGAUCCAGACCCAAGGAACUGAAAAAUUCUGACAUCUACUUUGCCAGUGCUGAACCUGGAGCGUACACCAUCGAGUUGCACAAUGAAAUGGCGUAUCUCAAGGCUUUCCCCAAGAAGAUUUUCUUUUUUUGCCCAAAAGAGCCUGGCGAGAGUUGUGGUGGCGAGACUCCUUUGGCUAGAUGCAGCGACAUUGUAUCCAAACUUGAUUCCGAAGUCGUAAAAAAGUUCGGUAAAGGAGUCAUGUAUGUACGACAUCUGCCGGACAAAUCACGAUCAGACUACAUGCCCUGGCAGCAUCAGUUUUACACUGACGACAGAAAGGCAGCAGAAAUAAGAGCACAGCAGCGAGGUAACACUGUAAGAUGGGACGAUAACGGUGAUAUGUACUUGACUUACACCGCGCCGGCCUUUCUUUCUCACCCAGUAACAGGAGAAAAAAUCUGGUUCAACCAAGCAACAAGUUACCACUGUACUUACUUGAAAGCACUGCCACGGUACAAAGGUUCUGAUCUUCCGGAUGAGAAAUAUCCCCAUCACACCUAUUAUGGAGACGGAAGUGACAUCGAACCGGAAGUGUUACAACACAUCAGAGCAGUUUCAUGGUCAUGCGCAACUGGGUUUCGGUGGAAGAAGGGUGAUUUAAUAGUGCUUGAUAAUCUUAACGUUCAGCAUGGACGAAUGGCCUUCACGGGAGAGAGAAAAUUACUGGUACAUAUGACGGCAGACUGAACCUACCCUUCACCUUGAGUUUUAGUUUGAAGAGGGAUUAUAAUUAAUGAUCAAGUAAAAGUUGUCAGUUUUUUAGUUUUUCGACUAAGUUAGCGUACAGGAAACCCAAGUUCAUGACACUGAACGAACCCGAACGUGACACAUAGCGGCAAUGGGGGAAUGAUUUUUACGGCUAACGGUUAGGAUUUUGGCCAUUUUACAGCUAACGGUUAACCCAAAUGACACAUUGUAGAAAGAGAAAAUUUUUACAGUUAUUUUUUUUUUACGACUUACGAUCAAAAUUUGUCAAUUUUUACGCCUUACGAUUAAAUUUUUUAGCUGUUUUACGGCUAACAGUUAAACCAUUGAGACCAUCUUAGCGCUCUAGCGCAUAAUAAUUUUACUUAGCUUAUUUUUGAUCGAUCAGUUAUGCCGAUAAAACAAAAGACUUCGGUGAGUUUUGCGUUUUAAAACAAAUUUACAUACCAGAUUGUGUCCAUAGCGUUUCCCACAGUUAAUGACUUGUAACGAGUUGAUAUACAUUCAGAGGCGGAAAUAGAAGAAUGGCAGAAAUAGCUCGAAAGUCAGUUUUCUUCGCACCUAUUAGUCAUAAAUUAUUAUAAAUAAUAAUGACAUGAUCAACAACUUAAGAAGCUCUUGAUUGUUAAACAAAUUCUCCUUUUUAUAACCUUAAGAAUUGUAUAGGAAAAGUAUGGAGCAUAUGCAUACUGAUGUUAGGGUGUAAAGGCUAAAGCUGAAUUAUAAACGCAUUUUGAUUGGU
Molecule: messenger RNA, 1624 nt
Organism: Pocillopora verrucosa
Lineage: Eukaryota; Metazoa; Cnidaria; Anthozoa; Scleractinia; Pocilloporidae
Product: dapdiamide synthesis protein DdaC-like
Molecular function (GO): oxidoreductase activity
Source: RefSeq, a predicted model, not a curated record